Messenger RNA from Limanda limanda (common dab), 1869 nucleotides. RefSeq lists its product as uncharacterized. The record is from RefSeq and is a predicted model, not a curated record. The transcript is spliced from 11 exons. The coding region runs from base 1 to 1383 and encodes 460 amino acids. NCBI's taxonomy places the organism in Eukaryota, Metazoa, Chordata, Actinopteri, Pleuronectiformes, Pleuronectidae.
AUGCAGGUUGUUAGUCUGGGACGAUCACUUUGGAUUUACACUCUGAUUUUAACUUCUCUCCAACUUUGCCUCACAGAGGGACAACUUUCUACAGCCAGUUCCUGUCUGAUUCCUCCACCUCCUGCUCUGGACAUCUAUGUGAGGUCAAAGAACACAGUGGUCUUGACAUGCAAGGUCCCAGAAGGCCAUCAUGGGGUUUUCUUCCUCCUAUACAGAUUCAGAGAUAGGGUGGACUCUCAGGAGCUGCAGUCCGGUGCUGGGGAGGCUCAGUUCACCCUCGAGGUAAAGGAGGAGGAUUUGGGUGAACUGUUCUGCUGUCUGUACCGGGACCGGAGAGGCUGCUACAGCGCAUUCAGUCCCUAUUUGAAGCUGGAGCGCCAAGACGUUCCCCCCACCCGCACCACACCCACUUUCCCACCUCCUCCAGUCCUGUCUGUGGAGCCGUCCAGUGGCGUGGUCAAAUGUGGGGAGUUGCUCUCCUUCAGCUGCUCCCUCCCUGCCCUCCCACCUCAGUCUCGGGCCCGGUUGGGCCACACCAGGUCACCAGUGGCCUUCCUUUUGCUGAAGACUUCCGAGCCACUGGGGGCAACACCUGUUAUCCUGCAGCCUCGGUCCAGUCUGGUGUCCAGCUCUGAACCUCAGGCUGGAGUGUUUAAUGUGGGGCCAGUGAAAGGAGGAGAGGACGGAGAGUACACCUGCAUCUAUCAGGUCACCAGAAAGAGGCAGUUGGUGAAUUCUACUGUGAGCAACGUGGUUCAGGUCACUGUCACAGCAGACGUGCUCCCACUGCCCACUCUCGAUCUCCACCAGCAGACAGACGUUUGGCAUCUGCUCUGCACUGGGUCUCCUGCGUACCCUGGUGCUGUGUUCUCCCUCUACCUGGCAGACAAUGAGCUUCCUGUCGCCACACACCAGGCCAAAGUGUUCCAGCACCAGGCGUCUUUCCCAGUGCCUGUCCAAGACUCUCUAAUGGUUCUGUACCAGUGCCAGUACAGUGUCUUUCUGGGAAAGACAUGGAGCAACUCCCAACGCAGUCGCCCUUUAUCUGUAAUCAAAGGAGAUCCGACUCCUCCAUCACCAGGUGUGUCAGCUGUGGACUGGCCUCUGGUGCUGGGAUCCUUCUCCGCUGUGGUGUUGUUCCUCUGCUCCGUAGCUCUGGUGGUUGUGGUCGCACACAGGAAAGUAAAAGCAGCAGCUGAGAAAAAGAAGACAAGAGAGGAGGCACAGUUCUGGACUCAAGUUCAUUCCAAGGACCAUGUUGUUGACCUUACACUCAGAAGGUCAGGCUUCACCUCUCAGGACUGUAUCAAUGGCGACACUGCGACCGCCUCCCGAGCUCCGUUAUGGAACUCUCUCUCCACGUUCACAGCCCCGAUCCAUUAGAGAUGUUUGUUAUGUUUGUGUUCUCUCCCUGUGUGUGAAUGUGUGUGUGUGUGUUUGGUUUAUACUUUAUCAUAAGUGAUCAGGGUAACAUCAGUUGUUGUUACACAGCAGGACAGGAAGAGCUGUUUCCUCAGUUCCUGUUUCAUGUGCAGCAGUAAAAUUGUACAAUUUGACAGGAUGGGAUGUUUGAUCUUGAAUGUAACUAACCAAGUGGAUUUAAAUACAGAUUUUUAUUUUUUACUACCACCAUUAUUGUUAUUGUUUGUAUGUGGGAUAUGUGCUUGUGAAUAACUUAUAUGAAACUUUUGUGAUUAUUAUUGACCUCGGACAAAGCAGCUUACUAAACAAUCUGUGGAGCUUUCAGCAACAUCACAUGAUCUUCAUCGGGAGAUAGAGUUGUCCACGUGUCAUAAAGUUUAAUUUUUAAAUGUGAAGGAUUAUGAAAUGAUCCAGCAGUGUGAAAUGAUAAAACUGGUUUGGCCUUAC